AUGCCUCCUCGUCAUUCUCUGCGUGGUGCGCCUUCUGAAGCGCUUUUAUUAGAAGACGUUGUCAAAGACGGCAUGUCGGGGUGGCGCUCGCUGAACAUGGACUCCAGAUAUCCUUUGAUGGGCCGCCUCGUACUGCCCAAGGUGGGCAGGCUUAUUGAGUCCGUUAACAGCCUUAUGACGUGA
This is a messenger RNA of Beauveria bassiana ARSEF 2860, 183 nucleotides long. RefSeq lists its product as uncharacterized. The transcript has 3 exons. Lineage: Eukaryota; Fungi; Ascomycota; Sordariomycetes; Hypocreales; Cordycipitaceae. The record is from RefSeq and is a predicted model, not a curated record. The coding region runs from base 1 to 183 and encodes 60 amino acids.